UCGAGGCCAAAAGCCCAAAACAGCCACGAAAACCUUCCAAUCGGUCGAUUGAGGCGGAAACCCUCAUGCUGGAAUGGCGAAACGCGACACGUCGUCGGAUUCGGACCCUGAAACCCCGGAGAAUUCAUGUUCAGAAGAGGAGGAGGAGACGGAGAAUGGGAAAGGUAUCAGCAGCAAUGCACAAGCGAAGCAUGGGAUAUCGGACUAUGAGAAGCAGAGGCUUGAGAGAAUCGCUGCCAACAGAGCCAAAUUGCAGGCUCUGGGCCUCCCCAAAAUUGCGUCUUCUUUGAUGGGGUCGAGCGCGUCCAAGAUGGAGAAAGCCAGCAAGCGUAAAGGGAAGUCCAAGGUCGCUGAAGAUGACGAGGAUUAUAAGCCCAAUUACGAUGACGUUGAAGAUGGUGCGGAGGAUGAUGAUAAUGGCGACGAUGAGUGCGAUGAGUUUCAGGGGUCUAAAUCUCGUUCUAACUCACGAGGAAAGAAGGUUAAGAAUAAAGGCCCCAAGUAUCUGCAGAAAUUUAAGGCUCUAAACAAUUUGAGUGACAAAGCUUAUGACGACGAUGAUGAUGACUUGAUGAAGGCAAUUGCUCUUUCACUACAAGAUUCAGGGAGCGCUUCAGGUGCAAUGCAUGAUAGUGGGCCUGCAUGGAGCUCUGAUGCCCGUGUUAUAGAUGCUACUCCUAAUAAAAGAAAGGGAAAUGCUUGCAAGGAGGAAGAUACAGGAAAGAGAAGGAGAAAAAAAUUGCAGUUCAGUAGUCGGGUGAAGAUGACUGAGGAUGAAUUGGUUAUACACUUCUUUCAAUUUGAUGAGGUUGGAACUGGGAGCUUAGGCAUAAGAGAUUUAAGAAGAGUGGCAGCUGCUCAUGAUUUUACAUGGACAGAUGAUGAGUUGGCUGUUAUGAUCAAUUGCUUUGAUGGUGAUGGAGACGGAAAGUUAAAUCUUGACGAUUUUCGGAAGAUUGCCAGUCGAUGCAAAAUGAUAGAAGGGUCCGAAGAUUCUUGAUUGGUCUAAUGUCUGGUGAUCCAAUUCUGCAGUGUUCAUUUUUCAGCAAGUGAAGGAGUGGUUUUGGAGUGUAAUAGAUAAGAUUUAACUUUAGUUUUUAUCAGUUUGAGUGAUUAUAUGGUUGCAAGGAGAAGACAGGAAAGGAAAUUAUAAUAAAAAGUUGCUUGUUAUUGUAAGUAAUCAUA
This is a messenger RNA of Tripterygium wilfordii, 1185 nucleotides long. RefSeq lists its product as uncharacterized. The transcript has 6 exons. The record is from RefSeq and is a predicted model, not a curated record. Bases 74 to 1000 code for a protein of 308 amino acids. Gene Ontology annotation, molecular function: calcium ion binding. NCBI's taxonomy places the organism in Eukaryota, Viridiplantae, Streptophyta, Magnoliopsida, Celastrales, Celastraceae.